Messenger RNA from Salvelinus sp. IW2-2015, 1062 nucleotides. RefSeq lists its product as uncharacterized. The transcript has a single exon. The record is from RefSeq and is a predicted model, not a curated record. The coding region runs from base 1 to 1062 and encodes 353 amino acids. Lineage: Eukaryota; Metazoa; Chordata; Actinopteri; Salmoniformes; Salmonidae.
AUGAAAAGCCAGCAUGAACCUGCCGUCUCUGGACUGAGGCACGCAGCCAUAAUCGACCUGAUCCCCAUGUGUCCUUCUCUGAAGUCCGAGCCAAAAACUCUGACACCCCUCUCCACCCCUCCAUACCCCCACACCCAUCACUCACCCCCCCACACUCCAUAUCUAUCACCCCAUACUCCUUUCAAUCUCACCCAACUCAUAGCCCAUAGCCUCCACCCCAUACCCCACCCCAUACCUCCACCCGCAUCCACCUCAUUCCAUACCCCCACCUCCAUUACCCAUACCUCCACUCCAUACCCCACGCUCAUCACCAUACCCACCCAUCACCCAUCAACCAUACCCUCACCCCAUACCUCACCCCAUACCUCCACCAUCUACCCAUACCUCACGCCAUACCCUCAUUCAUACUCCACCCAUCACCGCCACACCCUCACCCAUACCCCCACCCAUCCACCCAUACCUCACCCCCAUACCCUGCACCCAUACCUCCACCACAUCACCCAUACCUCCACCCCAUACCUCAUUCAUACCUCCACCCAUCACCGCCAUACCCUCAUUCCAUACCUCCACCCCAUCACCCCACAGACCUCACCCCAUACCCCACCCCAUACACCACAUACCCCACCCCAUGCACCCCAUACCCACACCCAUUCAUCCCACCUCACCCAUACCCUACCCAUACCCACCCUCAUACCCUCACCCCAUAACCCAUUCAAGCCAUACCCCACCCCAUCACCCCAAACUCCACUCAUCACCCCAUACCCACCACAUAGGCCCCAACCAUCACCACAUACCCACCAAUACCCAUACCACACCCCUCCCACCCAUACCCCACCCCCUCAUACCUCACCCACACCCUCUCACCCAUACCUCCACCCCAUCACCAAUACCCCCAACCCAUCACCCCAUACCACAACCCCAUCAUCCCAGCCAUCACCCACUAACCCUCACCAUACGCCCCACCCCCUCAUACCCUCACCAUCCAUCAACCCAUACCCCACCCAUCACCCCAUACCCCACCACAUACCCCACCCACCAUCAACACUCACCCUCACCCCAUAA